This is a messenger RNA of Physella acuta, 769 nucleotides long. RefSeq names its product galectin-7. The record is from RefSeq and is a predicted model, not a curated record. Gene Ontology annotation, molecular function: galactoside binding; carbohydrate binding. Lineage: Eukaryota; Metazoa; Mollusca; Gastropoda; Physidae.
AAAGCUGGCCAAUGAAAAUAAUACCUUGUACAAGGGUCUGCCCGGAAGUUUACGUAAAGCAUCACAACCAUAUGACAAGUGACUGUAUAAGCAUCACAAACAUAUGACCCGUGUCGAGGCUCGUAGAUACAAGGAAAAUGCAAAUAACGAUGAAGUGCACCUUAUAUUUAGUGCCGCUUAUCCUCAUGAGUUUAACAUGUGAAGCUACAGGGGAAAAUGCUUCCAUCAGUCUUCCUGAAUCACUUCACACUCGCCAGACUUCCGGAAACAAAUGGUUUAUAAGCCCUUUCACGUUUGCCGUUAAAAUUAAUAUAACUUCAACUACUGUCUAUGAGCUUCGAGGAUUCAUACCUCCUAAUGCACAAAAGUUUACGGUGGAACUGUGUUCUGAAGAGGACUGCUUACCUGACAAAAUUCUUCACGUCAGCAUUCGGUUUAAUCACCAACUUGUGGUCCGAACUCACAGGUAUAAUGGUAAAUGGGGCAAAGAACUGACAAGAGGAGGUAUGCCCUUCACAAGAGGAACCAAUUUCACCUUCAAGAUUCAAAAUACUCCGGCAAAUAUAAAGCUAUAUGUGAACAGUCUUUAUUUCGCCGACUUUAAACAUGAAGUUCCGUGGUCUGAGGUUAAUUACCUCAAAGCUUAUGGUGAUGCCCACAUAUACAGAGCUAGUGUAUUUAGUGGCAGACUGCAAACAGUCUUUCGUCAUCCUCUUGGGGCUGGUGACUGGAUUCUAUACAGAUCAACUCAGCCAGCACAAUUUGAAAG